AGCCACAAGUGGGCCCGGUGGAGGAGGCCGGCACCGGCAGGCCAGCCCCCUGGUGCACCGGCGGGACAGCAACCCCUUCACGGAGAUCGCCAUGAGCUCCUGCAAGUACAGCGGUGGGGUCAUGAAGCCCCUCAGCCGCCUCAGCGCCUCCCGGAGGAACCUCAUUGAGGCUGAACCCGAGGGCCAGCCCCUCCAGCUCUUCAGCCCCAGCAAUCCCCCCGAGAUCAUAAUUUCCUCCCGGGAGGACAACCAUGCCCACCAGACCCUGCUCCAUCACCCCAAUGCUACCCACAACCACCAGCACGCCGGCACCACCGCCAGCAGCACCACCUUCCCCAAAGCCAACAAGCGGAAAAACCAAAACAUUGGCUAUAAGCUGGGACACAGGAGGGCCCUGUUUGAAAAGAGAAAGCGACUGAGUGACUAUGCUCUGAUUUUUGGGAUGUUUGGAAUUGUUGUUAUGGUGAUAGAGACCGAGCUCUCUUGGGGUUUGUACUCAAAGGAUUCCAUGUUCUCGUUGGCCCUGAAAUGCCUUAUCAGUCUGUCCACCAUCAUCCUUUUGGGUUUGAUCAUCGCCUAUCACACACGUGAAGUCCAGCUCUUCGUGAUUGACAAUGGUGCGGACGACUGGCGGAUAGCCAUGACCUACGAACGCAUCCUCUACAUCAGCCUGGAGAUGCUGGUGUGCGCCAUCCACCCCAUCCCCGGCGAAUACAAGUUCUUCUGGACGGCGCGCCUGGCCUUUUCCUACACGCCCUCGCGGGCGGAGGCUGACGUGGACAUCAUCUUGUCCAUCCCCAUGUUCUUGCGCCUGUACCUGAUCGCCCGCGUCAUGCUGCUUCACAGCAAGCUCUUCACCGAUGCCUCGUCCCGCAGCAUUGGGGCCCUCAACAAGAUCAACUUCAAUACCCGCUUCGUCAUGAAGACCCUCAUGACCAUCUGCCCGGGCACCGUGCUGCUGGUGUUCAGCAUCUCGCUCUGGAUCAUCGCUGCCUGGACGGUCCGCGUUUGUGAAAGGUAUUCCUGCGCUGGGGGUGGGGGUGGGGAGUGA
Condylura cristata (star-nosed mole) is the source of this 1051-nucleotide messenger RNA. Its product is annotated as small conductance calcium-activated potassium channel protein 3. Gene Ontology annotation, molecular function: small conductance calcium-activated potassium channel activity; calmodulin binding. NCBI's taxonomy places the organism in Eukaryota, Metazoa, Chordata, Mammalia, Eulipotyphla, Talpidae. The coding region runs from base 92 to 1051 and encodes 319 amino acids. The transcript has 3 exons. Gene Ontology annotation, biological process: potassium ion transmembrane transport. Gene Ontology annotation, cellular component: neuronal cell body; neuron projection; plasma membrane. The record is from RefSeq and is a predicted model, not a curated record.